AUGUCAGACCCUAGAAACUACACUGUGGGCUGGAUUUGCGCCUUACCCGUGGAAUACGUUUCCGCACAAGUAUUCCUCGAUGAGGAGCACGACAAACCCCGCUUUGUGUCGCCAAAUGAUACCAACGACUAUACAUUGGGCAAGAUGGGAGAACACAACGUUGUCAUCGCCGUCUUACCCGAUGGUGAAUAUGGAACAGCUUCUGCCGCCAGUGUAGCGACAAACAUGCUCAACAGUUUUCACAACGUCAGGAUCGGCCUCAUGGUUGGGAUUGGCGGGGGUGUACCAAGCGAGAGCCAUGAUAUUCGGCUGGGCGAUGUUGUGGUCAGUGCGCCUCGCGAUGGCGAGAGUGGUGUGUUUCAAUACGAUUUUGGCAAGUCGAUCCAGGACCAAAGAUUUCAGCACACACGGUUCUUAAACCAGCCACCAGCUAUUUUGCGCGCUGCAAUGGCGGGUAUCCGAACUCAAUAUGAGAUAAAAGGGCAUCAGCUUGAGGAGGCCAUCAACGGCAUUUUUGGGAAGAAUAUAAGACUUCGUCGGAAGUACAAACGGCCAGAACCAAUCACGGAUAGGCUAUUUCUCCCCGAAGUUAUCCAUCACCAAGCUGACUGUGCUAUGUGUGCGGUUGAUCUUUCCACGUUAGUACUACGAAGCGAGCGGGCUGAUGACGAGGAUAACCCUGCCAUUCACUAUGGCCUGAUUGCUUCUGGCAAUCAGCUGAUGAAGGAUGCUUUGAUUCGAGAUCGGCUUGCCGCGGAGAAAAACGCCCUCUGUUUCGAAAUGGAAGCCGCGGGGCUGAUGAAUACUUUUCCAUGCCUGGUCAUCAGGGGUAUCUGCGAUUACUCGGACUCACAUAAGAACAAAGAGUGGCAAGGGCAUGCAGCUAUGGUGGCAGCUGCAUAUACGAAGGAUCUCCUACAGAGAAUUCCUCUCAACAGAAUUGAAGCCGAGGAGAGGAUAAGUGCUGUUGUGUCUGAGGAGCUGAAAGGCAUCCAACAUCGCUUAGAUCAAGCAUACAGUCAAAACGAACGGCACUUUAGUGAACAGAAAGCAAGAGUCUUAACGGAUCAACAGCGUCGUUGUUAUCAAGUGUUCAAGGUCGUCAACUACGUGGAGCAAAAGAACAUAAACCCUAUACGGGCUGAGGGAACCUGUCGAUGGGCUUUCCAGAGCUCUGAAUACAUCCGUUGGUGGGAGAGCAACUGCAACGACCUUCUCUGGGUGUCAGCUGACCCAGGCUGUGGCAAGUCUGUCCUCGCCAGAUCGAUAAUUGAUGGUUACUCAGAGACCUCUCAUCCAACUGUGAGAAUAUGUUACUUUUUUUUCAAGGACAAUGAUGACCAGAACAAUCUUGCCAAGGCAUUAUGUUCGGUACUUCACCAGCUCUUCAGCCAGCAGUCUGAUCUAUUGGCAUAUGCCAUUCCGUCCUGGGAAAAGAAUGGGGGGACGCUUCCACAAGAAGUUGACGAGCUUUGGAGGGUUUUGAUGGCGGCAACAUCAGCCGACAUAUCGUGCAAGACUAUUUGCAUAUUCGAUGCACUUGAUGAAUGCCAUGAAACGGAUCAGCGCCGAUUAAUUGAAAAGCUCCAAGCGUUUCAUCGCCAGCCAUCCUCACCAACGGAGAAAACCUGUUUGAAAUUCCUGGUCACCAGUCGUCCCUACGAUCAUAUACAGGAUCACUUUCGAGCAAUCACCGAUUCUUUCCCGCAUAUACACAUCAAGGGGGAGGAGCAAAAUGACCAAAUCCAUGAGGAGAUUGAUGAGGUAGUAAGGAUUCGAGUGAAAGAGCUAGCAGAAACAGUACCACUCUCGCCAGAGCUCCAUCAUCGAGUUGAACAGCAGCUACUUCAAAUGAAACACCGCACAUAUCUAUGGCUACAUCUAGCCAUUGAUGAUAUUCGCACUACCUUCAAAGACAGCCUCCGGCCUUCAGAGGAUCGGAUCACGCUGAUACCACCUUCUGUGAAUGCCGCAUAUGAGAAGAUACUCUGUCGAGUCCCAGCCGGUCUAAUGGAUAGAGUCAAGAAGAUCCUAGAGAUCAUCGUGGCGGCACGGCGUCCUCUGACAAUAGGAGAGAUGGCUAUGGCGUUGGGAAUUGCUACUAGCUCAGGCCUACCGACAACUAAUCAGGCUGGGCUAGAUCCAAUUGGUUUAGACGGCAAGCUUCGGCGAUGGUGCGGCCUGUUUGUCUUCACGAACAAUUCGAAAAUUUAUCUCAUCCAUCAGACAGCCAGAGAAUUUCUCAUUGAGAAGAACAAUUCCAGCAAUCCUAAUUCUGGAUACUGGAACAGCCUGACUCAUGCGGAAGAUCGAAUGGCUGAGAUCUGUUUGAGAUACUUAUUGAUGGAGGAUUCAGAAUACGAUGAAGACGAAUCGGGCUCCCUUACUGGAUGUUUCUUGGAAUAUUCAGCAGCUCAUUGGCCUGAUCACGUACGAAACAUGGCUUUGACUUCAAUCCAAAAGGAAUCCGACCGAGUGCAUCUAUUAUACGACAUAAUUGGGAAACCGUUCUCAAUGUGGUUCCCCAUUUUUUGGAAGGCAGUCAGACCAUACGAAGAAGCUCCUGUAAUGAGUGCACUGCAUGUGGCAGCGUUCAAUGGCCAUGAACAGGAGGUACAGUAUAUACUUGAUGUGGAUAAUAGUGAUGUCAAUACGCCUGAUGAUAGAAAAACAUAUCCGGUCAUGUGGGCUGCAUUAAAUGGAUAUGCUACGAUCGUGGAGCUUCUGCUAGGGCGAGGAGCCGAUGUCAACGCCCAGGGUGGACGUUACGGAAAUGCCCUACAGGCUGCUUGUUUUGGAGGACAUGACAAGACCGCACAGAUGCUGCUAGAGCGAGGAGCCGAUGUCAACACCCAGGGUGGACGUUACGGAAAUGCCCUCCAGGCUGCUUGUGACGAAGGACACUACAAGACCGCACAGAUGCUGCUAGAGCGAGGGGCCGAUGUCAACGCUCAGGGUGGACGUUACGGAAAUGCCCUCCAGACUGCUUGUUCUGGAGGACACGACAAGACCGCACAAAUGCUGCUAGAGCGAGGAGCCGAUGCCAACGCCCAGGGUGGAGCCUACGGAAAUGCCCUCCAGGCUGCUUGUUUUGGAGGACAUGACAAGACCGCACAGAUGCUGCUCGAGCGAGGAGCCGAUGCCAACACCCAGGGUGGGCAUUACGGAAAUGCCCUUCAGGCUGCUUGUUUUGGAGGCCACGACAAGAUCGCACAGAUGCUGCUAGAGCGAGGAGCAGAUGCCACCGCCCAGGGUGGACGUUACGGAAAUGCCCUCCAGGCUGCUUGUUCUGGAGGACACGACAAGACCGCACAAAUGCUGCUAGAGCGAGGAGCAGAUGCCAACACCCAGGGUGGAGCCCACGGAAAUGCCCUCCAGGCUGCUUGUUUUGGAGGACAUGACAAGACCGCACAGAUGCUGCUCGAGCGAGGAGCCGAUGCCAACACCCAGGGUGGAGCCUACGGAAAUGCCCUUCAGGCUGCUUGUUCUAGAGGCCACGACAAGACCGCACAGAUGCUGCUAGAGCGAGGAGCAGAUGCCACCGCCCAGGGUGGACGUUACGAAAAUGCCCUCCAGGCUGCUUGUUCUGGAGGACACGACAAGAUCGCACAAAUGCUGCUAGAGCGAGGAGCCGAAGCCAACGCCCAGGGUGGACGUUACGGAAAUGCCCUUCAGGCUGCUUGUUCUAGAGGCCACGACAAGACCGCACAGAUGCUGCUAGAGCGAGGAGCCGAUGCCAACGCCCAGGGUGGACGUUACGGAAAUGCCCUUCAGGCUGCUUGUUCUAGAGGCCACGACAAGAUCGCACAGAUGCUGCUAGAGCGAGGAGCAGAUGCCAACGCCCAGGGUGGAUUAGACGGAAAUGCCCUCCAAGCAGCUCGUCUGGGAGGAUACCACCAUAUAGUGAAACUUCUCCAGGAACAUCAAUGUGCUGAUCAGUCGACCUCCCGACCUCCCCCUUCCAAAAGGCUGAAGGUUUCAUCAUGA
Messenger RNA from Penicillium brevicompactum, 3987 nucleotides. RefSeq lists its product as uncharacterized. The transcript is spliced from 2 exons. The record is from RefSeq and is a predicted model, not a curated record. Gene Ontology annotation, biological process: nucleoside metabolic process. NCBI's taxonomy places the organism in Eukaryota, Fungi, Ascomycota, Eurotiomycetes, Eurotiales, Aspergillaceae. Bases 1 to 3987 code for a protein of 1328 amino acids. Gene Ontology annotation, molecular function: protein binding; catalytic activity.